This is a messenger RNA of Cladocopium goreaui, 1113 nucleotides long. NCBI's taxonomy places the organism in Eukaryota, Dinophyceae, Suessiales, Symbiodiniaceae. The record is from the annotation of a GenBank genome assembly.
AUGAAGGUCUGGAAGCAUGCCCGGUCCGAGACAGAUGAAGCAGUCGUUGACUUGACUUGGGGCCAUCAAAACAAAUACUCUGCAAGGCUGCUGCGAGCAAAGAAUGAGGAUCUCCUGGGCAUUUGGCUGGCAUGGGCUGUUGAAAGAAUUCCCAAACACUUCGAGGCAUCGGCCACAAGGAGCCGAUCGCCAAGUGUGGACUCGUUGGACUAUUGGGCUGAGCUGAACCAGGUGGAUCCAGGAUCCGCAGUACAGACAGCCCGCAACGAAGUCCAAAAACAGGGAGCAAACCGCAAUGCCUCGCGAGCCUCUACAGGAUCCGUUCCAGCUGUUCCAGCGGAGAUGAGGGCUGAGCCGCCAAAAGCAGCAGCAAAAGAAGUACCAACAGCAGCGCCAACAGCGGAACAGGUGAAAGUGCCGCCGAAGCAGGCGCUGAGCUACUGGCUGCAAGUGGACAGCAUCUUCGGCCUCGAAGCCACUUCGAACAACGGAGAGGUGACCUAUGAGGUGCAGAGCUAUUGGCUGAGCCUCAUGGCCUCGGUGGUUCGCUUGACCUCGGCGCCCAAACACAACCGCUCCGAGUGCCGGGUGAGGAAUCAGGUGGUGCUUCCGAAAGCGACCGGCACCAAACUGGCGGUGGAAGUGGUGCAAAAGACUCCGGACGUUUUGUACAUCGGCCGGGUGGAUUUGGAUGCCUCGGAGACCUCAGUGCAUCAGGUCGACAGCUACGAGUUGCUCCCUUCCAAUGCCCGGAUUCGCCUUCGGAUUUGUCCACAUCGAGCUUCCGUCGCUUCGGUCUCGGCAGCAGCGGCAGGCGGCAUGGUAACUCAGCCGCAAACGCCAACGCCGGCAACGCCCAGAGGUUCCCUUCAGAGCGUCGCCUCCAGCAAGGCCCGGCAACCGGUGGAGGAAAGAACAGCAGGCCAAAGCGCUGCUGCGACAAGCGCGGUCACGCCCGGCACCCUUCGGCCUGCCGCAACGACAAGCGCGGCUGUGGCGCCGCCGACCAACGUGGCGCCGGCCGCGGCUGUGGUGCAGGCUGAAACCGAGGAGGAGUACGAAGAAGGAGAGGAGGAGGAACUCACGGAGGAUGAUCCCAUGGUCGCUUCCUGA